CUUUCUUCAAUCCAUACAUGAUGCCUGGAUUUUGAAGCAUAAAAAUUGUGUAAUUAGACUGACCAGAAAGGAUGCCUGGAGAAAGUGAAGAGAAUGAAAUCACCAUGGGAUUGGGAUUCCCAUCCAGUGGAGUUGAAGCCACGAGAUGGAGGCUUACAGGGCUGGAUUGUCUGCUUUGCCAGCUUCCUCUGCAAUGGAAUCAUCUUUGGCCUGAUGAACUCCUAUGGGGUCAUAUAUGUGCAGCUCAAGGAGACCCUGGAGGCUGAGCAAGUCAACAAUGCUUCUGCUGAGGCCUCUUUGGUGGGCUCAAUGGCAAUAGGAACCACCUUCAUGACUUCUGUGGCUGCUGGGAUCUUGAGUGACUGGUGGGAUCUGAGGAAGACAGCCAUAGCAGGAGCCAUCAUUGCCUCUCUUGGCAUGUUUCUGAGCUCCUUUGUGUAUCGAAAAGUGGGCUUCCUGUGCACAACUUAUGGCUUAUUGUUUGGAGUGGGGUCAUCUCUGGUGUACACUCCCUCACUGGUGAUCCUGAAUCAUUAUUUCUCUCGUCGACGGGGAAUGGUAAACGGGCUGGUGUCUGCAGGGAGCUCUGUUUUUACCAUCUUGAUGCCUUUUCUCCUGGGAAAUGCCAUCAGUGGCCUAGGAUUAGCCAAUACCUUCCGCCUCCUUUCUGGCUUCACCCUCAUCAUGGUGCUGUGCAGCACAUUCUUUCGGCCACAACUUGGACGGUGCAGAUCAAUGCAGGAAGAUGCCAGAGGACUGAGGAUGUGGUUCCGCACUGGAAUAUGGCGUGAUGUACGCUUCAUCAUCUGGAUUGUUUCCAUGCCCUUGGGACUUUUGGGAUAUUUUGUUCCCUAUGUUCAUCUGGUUCAGUAUGUGAAGGACACAAUCCCUGAUGCAGAUGGGAAAUGGCUGAUGCUUUGCAUUGGCAUCACCUCUGGGAUGGGCAAGAUUGUCUUUGGCAAGAUCUCUGACAUCCCCUGGGUCAAUCGUGUCAUCCUUCAACAGGUUUCAUUUGUGGCCCUGGGCAUGCUGACCAUGGUGAUUCCAUUUGUGGCAUCAUUCCCAGCCUUGAUCUGCAUUGCUUUGGUAUUUGGAUUGUUUGAUGGAGGCCUCAUCAGCUUGUUGGGGCCUAUUGCAUAUGACAUCUGCGGACCAGAUGGAGUUUCUCAGGGGAUCGGUUCAGUCCUUGCGCUCUGCUCCAUACCUCUCAUGGUUGGACCCCCUAUAGCUGGUGCCUUAUAUGAGAUGUCGGGAUCGUAUGAGAUGGCAUUCCUUGUGGCAGGUGGGCCACCCUUAAUUGGAGCUCUUGGUCUGGGUCUGAUUCAGUGCAUCAAGCAGAAGCCCACACUGCGAGCUUCCCAAACGGCUGAGACAACCAUCUCUGCCCUUGAUGACCCCUUGUAUGCCCUUGACAUCAGGGACUUGGGACCGCUUUCCACCCAGGUCCAGCAAAUGCUUCCCUGAAACCAAACAAAACAUGUGAUAAAUUGAUUUCAUUUUCAGAAUCUUGGGGGUGUGGUGCUCUGUCAUGGUACUUUUGAUAAUGACAUUAAUAUCUUUAUCAGUAUGCAUAAAUCUAACUCUUUGAGUGAAUAAAUAAAUUUCACUGUGUUUAUUUUGAGGAACCCAUC
This is a messenger RNA of Darwinula stevensoni, 1631 nucleotides long. NCBI's taxonomy places the organism in Eukaryota, Metazoa, Arthropoda, Ostracoda, Podocopida, Darwinulidae. The record is from the annotation of a GenBank genome assembly.